Molecule: messenger RNA, 2081 nt
Organism: Marchantia polymorpha subsp. ruderalis
Lineage: Eukaryota; Viridiplantae; Streptophyta; Marchantiopsida; Marchantiales; Marchantiaceae
Source: the annotation of a GenBank genome assembly
GUGACAAGGUUCAUGUCUCAAUGCAUGCAAGACACAAUGAUUAUAAGUGCAUGCAAGACACAAUGUGUGAAGUAGAGAAUGUGCAAUACGGCUGGGGAUGUCUCUUGCGUGCUCUUACUUUUCAUUGUGGCCGUGUAAUUUGUAGUACAAUCUCACCGGAGUUGAUACGCAGCUUUGGGUCACAAUCAGCUAUCCUUGUACAUGUGAUCAAAAUCACUGAUUUGAGUACAAGCACUGGCAUGAGACAUGAAGUCUUGAAGUCUGUCAUGAAAGGAUAAGUGGCGCUCGUCAGAAGAGCUGCAUCGGAGGCCAGCAUCCUAUCCAUUCGCUUUCGCGCUUCGAGUGUUGCUGAGAUUCUUCUCAUUCUCGUGAUUCGUUUGUUUACCUGUGGUGAAGUGGAUACGCUCUUGCCAUGCCAUGCAAUUCCAAUGUCAUGAUCUGACUGGGGCAGCUGGCGAGCUAUGGUUAGUGGUCACCGUAACAGUCGUCUUGAUUUCUUCCUGCUGUCUCCUUUGUAACUCUUGUGUACAGUGUGUGAGACUCUUCUGCGACGGAUGAUGAUUAACACAUUCGUCCUCUUCUGAACCUCGUCGGAGAAGGUUUUACUUCGUCGAGCGUCUGUACAGUCGCUGGUCGGUCGACCUCUUCAGUAUGUCAUGCUGCCUCCAUUCCCUCAAAUCAGCUUUCUGAAGAUUUGUCAAACUCUUUUCUGCUCGUGCUUCCUUGUCUGAGAACUCGUCACUGCAGAGGUGUUCCGGCCUGCCUGCUUGUGUAUAUGGUGCCAGGCCCUCUGCCUACUGCUCGUGUCCAGGCGCUUCGCUCUCCACGAGCGCUCACUUUGCUCUCCGUACAUGUACACUCACUACUUAACCUGCCACAGUCUGUAGAGCUAGUUCUUCUGAAAGCUGCAACUCGCUGGGCACUCCUGGUUCAUCGCGAAUAUUUCACACUCUCGUAAGGAUCUCGCCGGCUUCAGAGUGAGAAAUCGUCAUCUGUGAAGAUGUCGGAAGGCCGCUUUGAAGGCCGUAAGUUCUACUUCCCAACAAAUCAUUCACUGGUUCAUCUUUUCAACAGGUUUCGCCCAUUCUGGACAAUCUACAAUACAGAAUCCUCCGGCGAAUUUAUUCCAGACCCGUACAUCGCAGCAUAUAUCAAUUGUGCUCUUUGGUUGAUGUAUGGAUCACCAUUGGUGCAUCAAGCUGUAAUCAGUGCAAUCGGGAUUUUACUUGAAACACUUUACAUUUGUGUCUAUAUCUUCUACACGAGCCAAAAAAAGCGAGUAAUCGUCACGGGCUUGAUGUGUGUGGCUGCUGCGAUAUUGAUAGCAGUGACAAUUAUGAACAUCUGCGGAUUCGCUGAUGACCACACGAACCGUAGAGAAACUUUUACUGGCGUUCUGUGUGCGAUUACUGGAGUGUGUAUGUAAUUCUCUCCUCUUCUAGUAAUGCGAUUAGUCGUCAAGACGAGAUCCGUGGAGUACAUGCCACUACCAAUGUCCAUCUUCGUACUGCUGAACGGGAUCAUCUGGAUGGUUUACGGCUUAAUCGAACAUCCCGUCAACUUAUAUAUCACGAAACCGAACGGAAUGGGAGAUACUUGGUUUGCUUCAACUUGUUCUCUACGCCGUUUUCAGGAAGCGUGGGGAUCUGUACAGAUCGAGAGAUCCCGAAUUCGCAGUGCAGGUUGAGCAUGCAGAGGCCCCAUAGUUCUAACUAGGGGAUGGCAUGACACAGCACUGCAAAAUCUUAGUGUGGUGUCAAACUUAGUGUAGGAUGUACGCGAACUAUAAGGGUGUCCAGAUCAGACUUGAUUUUAGUAAUGACCGACUCAAGAGGAAUAAGCAACGCGUUACAGACGAAUCACUUGGUGCAUUUCUCAUCGUCAGGUGUUUUCAGCUAUCGGACCCACACUUUUCUGCUGUGGAGAUACGAUUGUUAAACUACUGUGGUACCCCACUUUUGGCAAUUUUGAGGAAAUUAAAACAUUUUUGGAAAACUGUACCCUGGCAGCAUUGUAAAUAGCCUUCGGUACAUCAAAACAGAGUGAAUCCGGAAGAUCGCGGGAAUUCUCGAGGGAUCUUG